GGGACCGGCCGCGUGCGCCAUGUCUGCGGGGCAUGCCCUGAGGCCGACACGGGUCAGCGGCAUGCCCUGAGGCGGUCCCGGGCUGCAGGGGACAGACAGGAACGUGUGCGACACUGCAGCGUGUGGGAGAUUCGUGAUCGGCGCGCGGGUGGACUUGAGAAGUGAGUAGAAGUGGUGAUCUAACGAUUUGACCCGCGCACUGACCUGCGUAGCAGCGCGGAUAUCGCUCGCGAUGAACGUCAGUGGCAAACGGAAGCCCUCCUCUUCCUCCAGUAAGAGUGAGGAGGAUGACAUUCCCCGGAUCCGGGAGCCGGAGUCGGGAGCGGCGGCGGCCUCGGACACGGCGGCUCCCGCGGAGCCGGAGGGAGCCGUGGGAGCCAGCGCGGAGCCGUCGCAGCCGGUGCCCCAGCAGCUACCGCCGCCCAGCACAGCGGGUAUGUGGCCCGGCGCCCGACAGGGCACCCGCACCAAGACCUCGCACCAGAAGAAGAAGAAAAACGUGGUGUCGGUGGACCAGCCGCCCGAGGUCAAGGACGAGCCGGUCACCGGGUCAGCCAGGCCGCGACAAAAGCAGAGAGAGCCACUACCGAUGAAGCUGCGGGCGCUGCCCCAGUCGUUCUGGCUCCAGCCGAACGAUAACAGCACUUCUCCGAACACGGGGUCGCUCCCACCGCUCGUCACAACGUCCAAGGACGCGCAGGAUAUCAAUGACGUCGCCCCGAUCACCCCUCCCGACCAGCGGAGCCUGCGGCGCUCUCCCGAGCAGACCCGGAGUGUGAGUGAGGGUAACCCGGACCUGCUCUUCUCGCUGUUUGACGCCGUCAGCCACGCCGGGGAGAAGAAGAGGAUCACGCUGUGGAAACGGAACAAGUCAAAGAAGCCGUCAUCGACCGACCUUCCGCAUGACGAGGACCCGUACAUGAGCAGCUCGGCCACCGAGUCUAUACUGCCUCUGCUGCCGGACCGGUCCAGCGGGUCGGGGACGCCCUCCAACAGGGGCACCCAGAUUCUGUCUGUGGUACAAAUCCCCGGCACCACGGACCGUGAGACCAUCUGUCUGCCUUCGCUGAGCGUGGAACACAACUACGCCAACAUCCUGUCACAGCUGGUGAUGAAACUGUGAGCUGAACGUGCAGCAGGACUGUGGGAACAGAGCAGCGCGGCGACUGUGAGCACAGUGGCGCCCUGGGGACCUGGAGCUUGGUGGGAAGGUCCAGGAUAGCUGAUGACUGCUGUACAUGAAGUGGGGAUUCAAUGGUGUGUGCCUUGCUGAGGUGGGACGGUUCAUAAACUUACCUUAUCUGCGAAGACUGUCCAGUGGAGACAAUAUUCCGAAUAGUUUGGCUGGCCCAGCUGCAUUCGGACACCACUAUGCAUGGAUCGAAUUCCUCUUCUUUGUUUGAGAGUUCCUUCUCAGCAGAGCUGUAAAUGCUUACCGGGGUCGGAGGCAUUACCCCUCUGAAGUGUUUGUACAUAUAUGUUUCACUUACAUCACUCGGCCACGCUCUCACACAGAACAAAAUUAAAAGAGCAUCCGAUUUCAGCAACGUUAAGGAAACUUGCAAGCAUGAGGCACGAUGCUUUUUAAAUUGACGAAUGAGCGUUGCUACUUGCUUGUACCCAAUUCGGUGAGCGCUAUUAAAAAUUAUGAAUUUCCCCUCGAGCACAGAUACACGGAAAUGCUUUGUUUGUGAAACAUUGAAUGCUAGGAACACAGAAGUACAAAUGCUUAGGUCACGUCUCACAAGUUCUUGAAACAGGCGAGCGCUUGUGAGGGCCUUGAAAUAGUGUACAGUGCAUUAUGUAACUCUGUGUUCAGGGAUACGCUAGUCACCUACGCCAACGCUAAGUCAGAAUAAUAGGCCGAAGCGUAAGGUAUUAGGAAGGGAUAACAUGAUGUAAAUAUUCGGUAAAAAGAGACGAGACACAUUUAGCAUUCGGUAUCUUUAGAAAAUGUGGCUGUCUAAUCUGCCGGACAAUUCUUUAUUUUACACAAACAGGUCUAUAAAUAGGUGCUCAGCAACAGCCUUCAUGUUUUAGAAUGCUAGCAUGCAAGCGAUUGCCGAAGAUUUAAAUUGUGUCACACAGAUUAGACGAAAGCAGAAGCAGCCCGUAGCAUUUAACUGCUUAAGACCUUUUCCACACUUUGCCAAUUACAUGAUAUAAUUCUUUCGACAAUAAUAUCGUUAAUUCAGCAGACAGAACAGCCGGUAUUUUAUUGCUGUCACGCCAUUUAUUCCGUCGAGGGAAUCAUGUCCGUGCCCGGCGGCACAGCAUGCUUUCAGGCGCUCACCACUGCUGCCAUCUAUCGACAAGUUUAUAAAUAAGAGCUGGUACAAUGACGAUACGGUGUCCGUUCGUCGGCGCGACACACCGUGUUCAGAGUGUUCCGGUGUAUGGCUCACGGAUGCACUGCGCACUGUACAGCGAUGCAUGCACACAAUAAUGGAGGCUGCAACACAGCUAAACAGGCGCAAAAUGUGGCCUUACAGCGCUGCUACAUGUACCGUUUGGGUAUAUUCACCCGCCUUUAAAAUCCGUCCAACACCCGUUUAGGCGGUUCUGUGAUGUGGGUGCUUUGACAGUCGCUAUUCUGUAAGUACAUUGUCUGUAUAUAAAAUAUGUAUAUAGCAUACUUAUCUGUGCUCUCAUGUAACGUGGUCUACGAGUGUUCCAUGGUCGGUGACUUUUGUUUUGCAUCGGCACACCAUUCGCCUAAACAUACAUGGUUUGUGGUUGAUGAGCUUCGUACGUAACAGGUCUAUGCAAUGCACUAUGCACAUAAAAACAUGCCGAAGCACAUGUUGGUCGUCUUUGUCCGAAAUAUUGUGAAGACGUCAUCGUUGUAUACAGCCACAUCGUGUAUAAUUUGUGUGCUGAGCAUUUGCCAUAUAAAUACGACUUUCGCACAGCUGCUUGCGAGUGACGUGUGAACAUUGAGUGGAUAGAAGACUUCUUGACCAUAGAAUGGAUGCCAGGUCUCCGUUGUAUGUGCUCUGUCUUGCAUGGGCGGAUCCAGCCGGACGUUUUUUUCAGGCGGGGAGGGGGGAAAGCCGAAGGGGCAAAUGGCCGAAAUGGCCCCUUUCCUUCCAUGCACCGCCGUAGGCGUAAUGUUAAAACUCGGGUCUUUUUGGGGGAGGGUGGGGGCAAACGGACUUUGAGGGGGGAAGGUAUGGCCCUAAAUUCCCCCUGGAUCCGCCAGUGCUCUCGUGUGCUUCUCGACUUUUUUUAAACGAUGGUUUUGUUAUAUGCUCACGUGCUCUGGCAAUAUGUUGACGAUUGUUCGCUGGUUAGAUUAUUCUGGCGUGCUGAUCCAUCGGUGCUAAUUAUAUUCUCCGAUCAAAAGUCAUCACUGACAGAUGACUCAGAACUACUUUAUCUGCCCGCAACAGCCGACGCAGUCGUGUUGGAAAAAUAAGCACAUUUUCAUCUCAAGGAAAAAUAUGCACAUUUUCAUCAUUUUCAUCUCUUCAACUUCAAUAAUGCCCCACGGCUCCCGCUCAUUGUAACAGCUGUUGAAACAUAUAGGUUUUUUCCUGUGGCUGUUGAGCAGCGUUGUCUCUGUGUUGUGCGUGUCACAAUCACUUAGCAUGGCCCCUCCAAGGCCUGCAGUAUGGUGCCGUGCGUCCGUUCUUGCGUGACGAUUCUGUCCCAGCAAAACAUAGUCGUAUUUAUUGCAGGUAGCACGACAAACGUGUUUGACACUAGUCCACGGUGCCGUUUUUAUCGUUAUUUUCUUUCUCUCCAUACGAGCUAUUCAGCCGCAAAUGCUCGAAAGUCAAUUAUCUAAUUCUAGUCGUUGAGAAGUUUUAAAUGCAAUAUUUCGGUAAACAAUAUAGGUACCCUUAUCAAUUUGUUUUGUGUGCGCUGAUAGGAAUAUUUUCGUUAUAUUUGCGAUACAUAGUUAGGAAAUACGUAAGUUGAUCAUGCUUGAUGUAAUCAGUGCACGGAACUCACUCAACUCACCAAGUCUGUGAGUUUAGAGCUGAGUUACUCCGAGUAAGACAUACACGUCAGACGAUAGACUGGUCUAAUCACCGAUUAGACCAGCUCUGUCCGAGAAAGAUUAAACAACUGAGAAGCCCUGCACACGUUUCUGGCGACCCGCUAAAAACACUGUGCUUAACAUCCCAGUGCAAGUCAGCUGAAUGAAAGAAGCAGAAUGUAAUACAGUCGCCGAGAAAUGUCACUAAUGUUCCUAUAGACUAGUGCAGUGGAGUGAGUCAUAUUUGUGAUCGCCUCAUCGUGUAUGAAAUGAAUGAGUGUUGUUCAGUCGCAAUGCACAUGCCUCGCUAGACACAGCUAGACACUACAAUCGUGAGUUGAAUAUGGCGCAAUACAACUGUGGUGC
Messenger RNA from Amphibalanus amphitrite, 4351 nucleotides. RefSeq lists its product as uncharacterized. Bases 233 to 1123 code for a protein of 296 amino acids. Lineage: Eukaryota; Metazoa; Arthropoda; Thecostraca; Balanomorpha; Balanidae. The record is from RefSeq and is a predicted model, not a curated record. The transcript is spliced from 5 exons.